GUCAAAGCUAGAUUGCAUAUUUAUUUUGAAGAGAAAGAUGAGAUAGAUUCCUUGUCAGACAUCCCAACUUACUGGCAUUUAUAUUUCCUGUGGCUGCAGCUUCCCUCGGCAUAAUGGCAUUCUGCAGCUGCAAUCACUAAGAGGAUAAUGCUAAGAGAACAAAGUCAUCAUAAUAUGAGGAGGCUUUGAUGGACACGAGGAAGGCAGAACUAAGAAGCAGAGAUGUGCAUGUGGCUGUGAUUCUUCUGCGUGUCAAAGAUACAGCCUUGUGUGUAUCACAGCCAAAGCAGUAGAGAACAAACCUCUCCAUGUCUCUUCUUAAGAACCUUCGCCUGUGACCUGUAGACUCUUGUCACCACAUACCGGCAGCAUCUGCAGAGCCAAUGGCCAUCUCCUCAUCAUUCCAUCACAAGAUGGCAAACAAGGAGCAGAUUUUUUGUGUAUAGUCUUCUGCUUCAAAUGGAUGCAUUACAACCUCAGAGUCCACAAGGAAUUGGAUCGGGAAAGGCAGCCAUCGGCUUGUCCGGUGAAAGAGUUCUUGGGGGAAAGCCGGACAAGAUCAAUGGCCAGAUCUUCCCACAAGAGGAUUUGUCUGGGAAAACAAGGGAACUCCACCAAGCCAAAGCAGACAUUAGCAGACUAAAUGAGACCAAGAAUUCUGCACAAAGGGAGAGGGAAAGGGCAGAAUCUGAAUUAUCUCAAGCGAGACUUAUGGCGAAAGAAUUGGCUUCCAGGAUCGAGGAGUCCAAUGCAAGGGCACGAGCUCCAAGAUCCGAGCUCCAACCAAUGAGGAAGAUGGAGAAAAGCCAAGAGGAUCUCGAGUAUGACUCGGUGUUGCAGGAGCUGGAUAAAGCGAAGAAGGAGCUGAGCAGACUGAAGCUCAAUGUGGCCUCUGCCAUGGAGGCGAAGACAAAAGCAGAGAAGGAAUCCGAAGCCUGUAGCUCGAAAGCAAUGGCUUAUUCACGCUCCGUGGCGGAGCUGAAGAAGAAGGUAGAUGAGGCCGACGAAGAGCAUGUGCUGGUGGAGCUCGCUCGCAUGGAAGCAGAAAGAGAAUUCCGAGAUACAGAAGCCCGGAGGGCGGGCGAGGCUGAUCAGUUUGCUAGGAGCAUCGAGAUUGCCAAGAAGAGAAUUAAGGAACUCCAAAGAGAACUCAAUCGCUCGAAAGAUCUCGAAAUGAAGCUUAGGAUAACCAAUUCAGACGUGAAUGCGUUGCAGGGUGAGAUGGAAUUAGUUCGAGCGAUGGAGAGAAGCUAUCAGACAGAUCUUGCAAGCAAAGCUAACAAGAAAAGAGAAGAAGAUUCUGAUGCAAAAACUGCACUGGAAUCAGCAGAAGCUGAAUUAAAAGCAGCCAAACAGGAGUUGGCUACAAUCAAGGAAGAAAGCUUUCAGUUCAUGAUCUCAAUGGAUCACAUCAGAGAAGAACUGAUGCGCACUGCCGCAGAGACCAGUGGGCUGAAGAAGUUAGAAAAGAGAGCUGAAACCAACAUCCAACACCUCAAUUCUAAGCUGUUAAAAGCCAAAUCCAAGCUCGAAGCUGCAACAGUUGCCGAGGAAAGGGCUAAAGCAAUUGUUUCCAACCUAUCAGCUGCCCUCCAACAAAUGAAAACAGAAAUAGAGACUACAAAGAAGGAGAAACAGCUGAUUGAUGAAGAGACUAAAAGUAUCAGGGAUGAAAUCGACAUGACAGACUCGGGAAUUAGAUCAGCCGAGGAAAGAUUAUAUACUUCCAUGGAAGAGCUUGAAGCAGCCAAAGCAUCAGAAGCUAUGGCACUCAGGAAGUUGAGUAAUGUAGCCCAUAGGACCAUGAGGAAUAGAGCCUUAUCAAUACCACAUAGCUCCACUGUGACCAUCUCAAGAAGUGAGUUUGAGUAUUUGGGUCAGCAAGCAGCUGCAGCUCAAGUGGUUGCAACAAAAAAGGUGGAGGCUGCUCAGGCAUGGGUUGAAGCAUUAGCAGCUGAAGAGAAGGAGAUACUGAUAAAGGCCGAGUUCAUUGAAAAGGAGAUCAAAAGGUCCAGAACAGGGGAAGUGAUGGAGCUCCACAAGACACAGAAAUCAUCAGCUGUGGAAGAAGAGCCAAAUGAACUGGGACACAGUGAAGAAGAAGAGGAGAGUGCUGUGCCUGCCAAACCAAGAAAAUCCACUAGAGAAAAUGGGAUGGCAGCAUCAUCAAGAAGAAUCACAGUCAGAAGGCUUUCAACCUCAUCUGCAACCCGAAAUGCUCGCUCCCCAUCGUUUACCAUCAAGAAGAGAAAGAAGGUAAUGCCCAAUCUACUCAAGUUUCUUGGUGACAGGAGAAACAGGAAGCAGAAGGUAUAGUUGUGCAGUGUGUGAAGAAAGCAUGUUGGUAAAAUAAGAAGAACCAUAUGUAAUUGUUUCUGUUGUUUUGCAUUUUGACUUUUUGUUUUCUUCUUGUCAAACUCCAUAAGUGCCAAAUCUUGGAGAACAUAUUAUUGACUACAGAAAGAGGAAUGCCUAAACCAUGUUGUUGUUA
Molecule: messenger RNA, 2491 nt
Organism: Musa acuminata AAA Group (dessert banana)
Lineage: Eukaryota; Viridiplantae; Streptophyta; Magnoliopsida; Zingiberales; Musaceae
Product: protein PLASTID MOVEMENT IMPAIRED 2-like
Exons: 3
Coding region: 460-2316 (618 amino acids)
Biological process (GO): chloroplast accumulation movement; chloroplast avoidance movement
Cellular component (GO): cytosol
Source: RefSeq, a predicted model, not a curated record